Messenger RNA from Trichomycterus rosablanca, 1248 nucleotides. Its product is annotated as forkhead box protein N2. Gene Ontology annotation, biological process: regulation of DNA-templated transcription. The transcript has 5 exons. The coding region runs from base 74 to 1123 and encodes 349 amino acids. NCBI's taxonomy places the organism in Eukaryota, Metazoa, Chordata, Actinopteri, Siluriformes, Trichomycteridae. The record is from RefSeq and is a predicted model, not a curated record. Gene Ontology annotation, cellular component: nucleus. Gene Ontology annotation, molecular function: DNA-binding transcription factor activity; cis-regulatory region sequence-specific DNA binding.
CGAGAGAGGGGACAGCGCGCGCGGACAGGACGUGCAGCUGUAUGUGUACCUAUGCCCGGAAGCUGGGAGUGAGAUGGAGAAUGAGACACAAACACUGCCAUCCCUUUCCCCUAUCCAUACUCCUAAAAAGCCCUUAACAACACUUUCCCUAUCCCCAUCACUUCCUCAACCCUCUGCUACUGUGCCUGCCUCCAUUCUGCUUUCCUCUACCCCUCUAUCCUCUCCCUCUCCUGCCAAGGCCUCCUCCUUGUACUCAAUUCAGUCAUCUGAAGGGCUUAACUCGCACUGCCUGAGUCCCUCAACUCCAUCGGACCAAGAUGACCUAACCUGCCUCAAUUGGCUUUAUCAAAGAAACAUACUGCCUCUGCCCAAAAUGUCCCCACUGCCUCAGUUUCAGUUUCCUCCAAUUCCAAAUCCAAAUCCACCUUCCACUCCGGGUAAGCCGCCAUACUCUUUUAGCUGCCUCAUUUUCAUGGCGAUUGAAGACUCUCCACAAAAAAGGCUUCCUGUAAAAGGGAUCUACGAGUGGAUCGUCAACAACUUCCCCUACUACAGGACAGCGCCGAGCGGCUGGAGAAACUCUGUACGUCACAACCUGAGCUUGAGCAAGAGUUUUCAAAGAAUGCAGAGGGACAAAAGCCUUCAGUCUGGUGGAAAGGGGUCACUGUGGUGCGUUUGUCCAGAAUUUCGACCAGCUCUUUUGGAGAUGCUUAAGAAAACACAUUACAGCCAUAGCAACAGCAGCAAUUUGCUGAACAGUCCUGUGUUGAUGGAGGCAGCUGAUCAAGGACAGACCUCUAUACAUGACACUGUGGAAAUAUCAGACUUGGACUUAAAUAACCCACCUUUAUCCUCAAACACACCAUGUUCUUUGAUCUCUGAGCACGAAGAGCUGGUGGCCAUACAGUCUGUAGAGUUCGCCGAAGAGGCUGAGUCUGAGAAGGACCCUCUGACAGACAGCGGCUACAUCGAGUUCCACUAUUAUCAGUGUGAACAAUACCAGUAUCUGCUACUACCAGGAAACACAGACCUGGACUUGGAGACGGUUGAAAUCCUUCAACUUGACACAGAGGCGCAGGAGGCAGCAGGAUCGUUGCUCGACUUAGCAGGAGGAAACCACUGAUAUCAAGUAUCUGUACAAAUGAAAGGAUUAGGCCAUAUUGAUUUUGUAUGCAGCAUACUCAUUUGCAUAAAUACAAAAUCAAACAAAGGCAGGAAUUAAUUUGAAAAGAGUUUGAAAGGUUGUGG